UUAAUUUCCGGGUUAGAACCGACACUUGCCAAACAAACAGUUUCACAGUACGCUCGUUCAUCUAAAUGAUGUUUAGUAAUUGAAAUAACAUUCGGGGUUAUUCGGCAACACGAGUAGUUAGGGUUUUUAGUGUACUUAUUAUUUAAUGUGUGUUACGGAUGCUGUGUGGGUUGUGUAUUUGCAGUUUACACGCAGCAACAAUGGCGGUACAACUCUGAUCUUCUGAUCUUCAGCUCUGUGUUGGCAAUGUACUAACUGCGAAACUUUAAAAAAUGCCAUCAAGAAAUCAUCUUGAGAAAGUUGGAAGGAAGAAGAAAAAGAAAUGGACAGAAGAGGCAAUGGAACGUGCACUGGUUGAGGUGAAGUCGGGAAGAUGUACUGUAAGACAGGCUGCAAAGCAGUUUGGAGUCCCAAAAUCAUCACUUGGUGACCGUGUGAGUGGACGGGUGACACCGGGGAGCCGCAGCGGGCCUGCUCAGCUAAUAACAUCCUCUGAUGAGGAGCUAUUGGUGGAGUUUUCUUUAUACAUGUCCAAGCAUGGAUUCCCACUUACUAAGCAACAGUUGGUGUCAUUUGCAUCUUCCAUUUACAAGCGUCAACACAGGAGGGUUGCCUUUUCUAAACUGGGCCAAACCUGGUGGCUGAACUUCAGAAAACGCCAAGAAAAGAAUAUCAGCAUUCAACCUGCUGAUAGUGUUAUCAGGAGGACAGUUCAUGUCAGAAAAGAAGAGGUGGAUCAAUUUUUCCACCUCCUGAGCACUGUGGUGGAAGCUCACGCUUUGGGGAACAAGUCUCACCAGAUCUGGACCUGCAGCGAGAUGGAUUUUCAGCUGGCUCGGAAGAGGGUGGUUCUCCCCAAAGCGAACAGUCUUGGUUGCAAGUCAGCACCAGCGAACAGGGACUACAUCUCUGUCCUCGUUUGCUUUAACGCUGCCGGGAAGGACAUUCCCCCGUUUAUUGUCUUCUCCAAAGCAUACCCAGGAGGGGUUUGCUACAAGACACAAGGACCAGCAGACGCCCUCUAUGGAUGGUCAGACUCGGGAUGUGUCACCUCUGAGCUUUUCAAGAGGUGGUUCCUUCGACACUUCCUCGUGUAUGCACCCAAGGAGCGUCCACAGCUGCUCAUUUUCCAGGGACACAAGUCGCCCGUGAACCUGGAGGUAGUGGAGGCUGCUCGUAAGGAGGACAUCAUCCUUCUGUGCUUGCCGCCCCAUUGCUCUCCCAACCUGCAGCCCCUGGAUGCGGGCUUGUGUCCACUUGUCAGGAAGCGUUUUUCAGCACUCUUAGGUGACGCAAACACCACUGAUGCCACUCUCUUUGCGGUCAGCAAGAAGGACUUCUCUGGUGUGCUCAAGGGGGCCUAUCAAGUGGCUAAAGAGGAUGAGGGGGUCAGGGUAGUCAAGGAAAGUUUUAGGAAAUGUGGCAUCUACCCCUUGAGCCACUUUGCGGCUAAUGAGGCCCGUUUAAUGUCACCACACAGCAUGGACCCUACGGAUGCAGCAGUAUUGUCCAUGCCAGCUCAGCAUGUUGCGGGGGGUUUCAAUGCGCCCGGACCCUCUGCCUAAAUAUGUCACAGUGCCCCACCACCAAGCUUAUUUUUUAACGUAAUAUCAAGAUUUUUAUCUCUCAUGUGUGAAUGCUAUGCUACAAGACAAGUGAAAGCAGCAUAAAAGAGCCCAUUCAUCCAUAUUCAAUGCCGCUGGAGCCUAUCCCAGCUGACUUCGGGCAAGAGGGGUGGUUGUCAGUCAAUCGCAGGGCACAUAUAGACCAUCAACCAUUAAUGCUCACGUUCAUGGACACCUAAGGACAAUUUAGAGAGGCCAGUUAAACUAACAUGCAUGUUUUUGGAAGGUGGGAGAUUCAAACCCAGUGGCCUAUAUGCUAUAUGCCACUAGACCAUGGUGCAGCCCCAAGAGCUGAGUUUCUUGGAAAUUUACAACACUUUUUCACAGAAAUCAUUCAAGGCUUCUAUUUCUUUGAAAGAAACUACUGAUGGAACAACUGGAAGUGGCCAUAUGAUAGACAGCAUGGACAGUAGUACUGGCACACCUGGCCAUUACACUUACAGGAAAUCGAAAUGGAAAAAAGAAUCUCAGUUACGCCCCCUUCGCAACUGUAACUGUGUCUGUUGCUCUAGAAGAUUAUUUGUGAGGCCAGAAAACCUGAGAGAGGGCCUGCUGGCUUUCCAUGUCCCGAUCUGUUUGAUGGGCCGCUUUUUCUACACAGAACUCAUCCAACCACAUAUUUACGGACCUUGCUUUAUACGCUGUGGCACUAUUCCUGCAAAGAACUGCAAAGAGAAUUGUCCAAAAUGUCCAGCUCCUUAAUACUUUUGUCCAAUGUAGUGCAUAAGGGAUACUCAAUUUGUCUGGGAAGUAGCAGACUGAGGAGGGUGGCUUUAUUACUUCACAACCAUAUCUUUAUAUUGUUAUUGCACCAAUUCACAUGAUUAAACUUUUUUUUAA
This is a messenger RNA of Doryrhamphus excisus (bluestripe pipefish), 2465 nucleotides long. RefSeq lists its product as uncharacterized. NCBI's taxonomy places the organism in Eukaryota, Metazoa, Chordata, Actinopteri, Syngnathiformes, Syngnathidae. The record is from RefSeq and is a predicted model, not a curated record. Gene Ontology annotation, molecular function: DNA binding. Gene Ontology annotation, cellular component: nucleus.